Lachancea fermentati is the source of this 330-nucleotide messenger RNA. Lineage: Eukaryota; Fungi; Ascomycota; Saccharomycetes; Saccharomycetales; Saccharomycetaceae. The record is from the annotation of a GenBank genome assembly.
AUGUCCCAAUACGUUACCAAAGCUAAGCAGAUUAUUAGUUCUCACAAGUUUGUUCAAUUGACCGCUAGCUGGUGCCCAGAUUGUGUGUAUGCGAAGAGCGUGUGGAACAAAUAUGGUGUCACCGACAAAGUGUACUUCUUUGAAAUUUCUGGUUUUAGCAGGGACGAGCAAGCUAAAUACAGAGAUGCCUUCCACCAAGUUUGUGGUGUAAGAAAUCUCCCUACGAUCUUCGUUGAUGGUUCUGUUUGGGGCACUGAGCGUGAAUUGCACAAGUUCGAGAGAUCAGGUAAACUAGAGGAGGAAUUGAAACGCAUUGGUUUGUUAAAUUAA